Messenger RNA from Vitis vinifera (wine grape), 1611 nucleotides. RefSeq names its product 3,9-dihydroxypterocarpan 6A-monooxygenase. Bases 25 to 1599 code for a protein of 524 amino acids. The record is from RefSeq and is a predicted model, not a curated record. Gene Ontology annotation, cellular component: membrane. Gene Ontology annotation, molecular function: heme binding; iron ion binding; oxidoreductase activity, acting on paired donors, with incorporation or reduction of molecular oxygen, NAD(P)H as one donor, and incorporation of one atom of oxygen. The transcript has 2 exons. NCBI's taxonomy places the organism in Eukaryota, Viridiplantae, Streptophyta, Magnoliopsida, Vitales, Vitaceae.
CCAUAUAGUUUCCUUGCCAAGGCCAUGGACACUGGUACUACCUUCUACUUCGUCCCAUACAUCCUUUGUAUCAUUCCAAGUCUCCUCCUCCUCUCCUUCCUCAAAACCCUAGUAAAACCUCCCACUGCAUCUCGACCUCCACCCAGCCCCCCGACGCUCCCCAUCAUCGGUCACGUCCAUCUUCUCACCUCCAUCCUUCCCAAAUGCUUCCAAACCCUAGCCUCCCGUUACGGUCCCCUUAUGCAGCUUCGUCUCGGUUCAUCAACUUGUAUCGUUGUAUCCAACGCUGCCGUUGCUAAAGAAGUCAUGAAAACCCAUGAACUAGCCUUCGCCUCUCGCCCUGAAUUCGGGUCCUCAGAACACUUCAUCUACAAAGGAUCCAGGUUCAUCAUGGCGGAGUACGGCCCAUACUGGCGCUUCAUGAAGAAACUGUGUCUGACAAAGCUUCUCGCGGCUCCCACCCUCGAUCGACUAAUCCAUAUCCGAGAGGAAGAGAUGGGAAAGCUCAUGGACACACUGAUUCAGAGGUCGAGGAAAGGGGAAGCUUCAGAUUUGAGCAAGGAGCUGACAACGUUGACAAGCAAUAUCAUAUGCAGGAUGGCGAUGAGCACAAGGUGCAGUAGAAACGGUAAUGAAGCUGAGGAGAUGAUGGAGUUGGUGAAGGGGGUGGUGGAGCUUGGAGGGAAGCUGUCUAUAGGAGAUGCUUUGGGGGCUUUGGGGAGACUAGACUUAUUGGGAUAUGGGAAAAAGCUUGAAGCAAAGCUGAGGAAAUUUGACAGUUUGGUGGAGAAGAUCAUGGAGGAGCAUCAGAGGAAAAAUGGGAUGGUGAAAGGUAACGGAAGAGAAGGGAGAGAUCUUAUGGAUAUUCUACUGGAGAUCCAUGAAGACCCUUCUGCUGAAUUGAAGUUGACCAGGACUGACAUCAAGUCUUUCUUCCUUGACAUAUUACUGGCAGGAACUGACACUCAAUCAGUGGCCACACAAUGGGCCAUGGCGGAGCUCAUCAACCGUCCACGUGUCUUCAACAAGCUCAGAGAGGAAAUUGAUUCAAUUGUGGGGUCCACUAGGCUGGUCAAAGAAUCGGACGUCCCAAAUCUCCCCUACCUCCAAGCGGUUGUCAAAGAAACCCUUAGACUCCACACAUCAGCACCGUUCAUCCUCAGACAGUGCAUUCAAGAUUGCAAGAUUGACGGCUAUGAUAUCAAGGCCAAUACACGUGUCAUGAUUAGCGCCUUUGCCAUCAUGCAGGACCCGAACUCGUGGGAAGAUCCAAGUGAGUUUAUACCCGAGAGGUUCUUGGUCAACUCGGGUGAGAACAUGGUUGACCAUGUGACUGAAAUCAAGGGCCAGGAUUUUAGGUAUGUCCCAUUUGGGAGUGGAAGGAGAGGAUGCCCUGGUGCUGCACUUGCAAUGAUGGUGAUGCAGAUGACAAUCGGACGGUUGGUUCAAUGCUUUGACUGGAGAGUCAAAGAUGGGGAAAAGGUUGAUUUGAAUGUAGGCCCAGGAUUUUCAGCUGAAAUGAAAACCCCACUUGUGUGUUUUACAAGCAUACACUUUGAUCCCCUUGGCGAAGUAUAUGCAAGGCACGUGGAAGGGUGAAGGGAAUCAAGU